AACGAACAGUACUGUGAGAAUCUAGCUGAAGGAAUUCACCUGGCAGAAGGGGACGAAAUUGCGGUGAUUCCGCCUAUCGCUGGAGGAUAAGCUUUGGUUUGCUGACAAGAUGAACUACCUCAAGUUGACAUUCGAUAAGUUGGAGGUUGGAGAGAUUAAUGAUUUGGUGGCACACGAGAGCUGUGGUGCGAUAUCGUUGUUUGUCGGGACGACCAGAGAUAAUUUCGAGGGAAAAACAGUAGUUCUACUGGAAUAUGAAGCCUACGAAGCGAUGGCCUUGAAAACGAUGAAUCAAAUCUGCGACGAUCUGCGCGAACGCUGGCCGGACAUUAAGAACAUUGGGAUCCACCAUCGUUUGGGGACAGUUCCCGUCAAAGAAGCAUCCGUGGUCAUAGCCGUUAGUUCGCCUCACCGUAAGUCCAGCUUGGAUGCGGUCCAUUAUGCCAUCGAUGAGCUAAAGAAAAGCGUUCCCGUGUGGAAGAAGGAACAGUAUGCCGAAGGAGAAGGUUCCUCCGAGUGGAAGGAGAAUAAGGAAUGUGCGUGGUCGAAAAGUCAUAGGGACAAUCAUAUUUUAUGACGAUGGAACGGUGGAGUUCUGAAUUGUACGUGCUAAAUGGUGCAGAACAAAGUGUACACAUGCAUGAUGUGAACAAUCAGGGUCAAACCCUGUACAGAAACGAAAA
Molecule: messenger RNA, 683 nt
Organism: Ochlerotatus camptorhynchus
Lineage: Eukaryota; Metazoa; Arthropoda; Insecta; Diptera; Culicidae
Gene: Mocs2B
Product: Molybdenum cofactor synthesis 2B
Exons: 2
Coding region: 110-577 (155 amino acids)
Biological process (GO): Mo-molybdopterin cofactor biosynthetic process
Cellular component (GO): cytosol
Molecular function (GO): molybdopterin synthase activity
Source: RefSeq, a predicted model, not a curated record